AUGUCCGACGAAGGUCACUUUUUGGAGGUUGUGGACAACCGGACCGGCAAAAAACACCUCAUCCCCAUAACAGAAGACACGAUCGACGCUAGCAUCUUUGCACAACUAGGACUGUCCAUAUAUGAUAACGGAUACCUCAACACCGCCGUGUGUCGGUCCGCUAUUAGUUAUAUUGAUGGGGAUAAGGGCAUCCUCAGAUACAGGGGCUACGACAUUGAAGAUCUAGCAGAGAACUCCACAUUCCUCGAGGUGUCAUACUUGCUGAUCUUCGGAGAUCUGCCCACGAGAGAUCAGCUGCAGACAUGGGAGACUAGGAUUAUGCGGCAUACGUUCAUUCAUGAGAACAUGAUUGAUUAUUUGAAAAGCUUCCGCUACGACGCGCAUCCCAUGGGAAUGGUGACGUCCGCCUUGUCAGCAAUGUCAACAUUCCACCCCGAAGCAAGCACCGCAUUACAGGGAGAGCACAUCUACGAAAAUGAAACCAUGGUCAACAAGCAGAUCUUCCGUCUCAUUGGCAAAGUCCCAACUUUGGCCGCAUGCGCAUAUCGGCAUCGCAUCGGGCGCGCCUACAACUCCCCCAGCAACGAAUUUGGAUACACAGAGAACUUCCUGUAUAUGUUGGACAGACUCUCGGAAAACAACUACGUGCCAAACCCGAGGUUGGCACGAGCGCUGGAUGUCAUCUUCAUUUUGCAUGCCGACCAUGAACUGAACUGCAGCACCGCUGCUAUGAGGCAAAUGACGUCUACCGGCGUCGAUCCAUUCGUUUGCUUGGCCGGUGCCGCUUCUGCCCUGUACGGACCAUCGCAUGGAGGAGCUAAUGAAGCAGCUCUCAAGAUGUUGGAGGAGAUCGGUAGUGUUGAAAACAUUCCGGGAUUUAUAGAGGAUGUAAAAGCAAAGAAGCGUCGUCUGAUGGGCUUUGGUCAUCGGGUAUACAAGUCAUACGACCCGCGCGCAAAGAUUCUGAAAAAGAUCUCGGACGAAGUUUUUGAGAUCAUGGGCCGGAAUCCAUUGAUCGACAUCGCCGUUGAACUGGAGAGGAUUGCUUUGAGUGACGAGUAUUUCAUCAAGCGGAACCUGUAUCCCAAUGUCGAUUUCUACAGCGGAAUCAUUUACAAGGCCAUGGGAUUCCCGACCGACUUCUUCCCGGUUCUGUUCUGUAUUGGAAGGACCUCUGGAUGGCUUGCCCACUGGCACGAACAACUGCAGCAACCCAUUCCCAUUUUCAGGCCAAAGCAGAGUUACGAGGGCGCGGAACCGAGAGCGUAUGUCAACCUUGCAGACCGUAGCGCAGCGCAAAGCCCCAAGAUAGUCGACCAGGGCGUAAAUGCAAGGAAGAACCUUCCUCCCGACACAGAAUAG
This is a messenger RNA of Fimicolochytrium jonesii, 1362 nucleotides long. Its product is annotated as citrate synthase-like protein. Gene Ontology annotation, biological process: tricarboxylic acid cycle. Lineage: Eukaryota; Fungi; Chytridiomycota; Chytridiomycetes; Spizellomycetales; Powellomycetaceae. The transcript is spliced from 5 exons. The record is from RefSeq and is a predicted model, not a curated record. Bases 1 to 1362 code for a protein of 453 amino acids. Gene Ontology annotation, cellular component: cytoplasm.